This is a messenger RNA of Limulus polyphemus (Atlantic horseshoe crab), 1636 nucleotides long. Its product is annotated as transcription factor Sox-11-B-like. Gene Ontology annotation, biological process: regulation of DNA-templated transcription; anatomical structure morphogenesis; cell differentiation. The transcript has a single exon. Gene Ontology annotation, molecular function: DNA-binding transcription factor activity, RNA polymerase II-specific; RNA polymerase II cis-regulatory region sequence-specific DNA binding. The record is from RefSeq and is a predicted model, not a curated record. Lineage: Eukaryota; Metazoa; Arthropoda; Merostomata; Xiphosura; Limulidae. Bases 133 to 1149 code for a protein of 338 amino acids.
CUAGUCACUGCAGUGUCUGACGCUUCUAGAGUACGGUGUAAGCACUUUUUUGUUAUAAACUUAAUUACAGCUCAGCUUAUUUUAUUUUCCAAGACUCGACCUGUCAAAUUAUGCAAUGUUAUUAGGUUUGUCAUGUCUACGUUGCUGUACAAAACCCUUAGCGAUGACUACGUCACCAGUAAAAACAAAUACUGGGGCAGUGAGGUAGACCUAAAAAUGGAGAAAGAUGCGAUCGUGUUUGGCUCCAUGAAGGUAGCCACGAACUCUCGUACUCCGUACACGGAUGCUACACGCUGUAAGAAAACAGCCAACCAUAUCAAACGGCCCAUGAACGCGUUCAUGGUGUGGAGCCAGAUCGAACGCCGUAAAAUCUGCGAAAAACAACCCGACAUGCAUAACGCAGAAAUUAGCAAGCGGCUAGGAAGACGAUGGAAGCUGCUGGCUGACAAAGAACGGCAGCCGUUUAUCGAGGAAGCAGAACGACUACGUAUACUUCACAUGCAAGAGUAUCCCGGCUAUAAAUACAGACCUAGGAAAAAAGUGAAAGCGACUCCAAAGCCUGAGAAGAAACACAAGUCAUUUGGAGACAAGGGUGGCAGAAAAUCUAAACAGUCGAGGUUUUACGUCUGUAAUAACGUAAGCACAUCAACAUCAGUUUCCGCUUGCUCAGUUAAUCAGAAGAGGCUUAAACUGAAACUUACUAUUGACAGGAAAUUUAAAGAAAGCAUUAGGAAGAGUAAGGAAAUUCCCUUGUCCGUAAAUCAGCUAACACCUCCGGCCAAAGUACCAUGUUCACCGUCCAGGGAUGAGCCUUCUUCACCGGAAGGUUCUAACGUUAGUCUUUACGAAGAUGGGCGAGUUACAUUUGACAAAAACCAUUUAGUUUUAACAACGGUUAAGACCGAACCUGUUGACAUCUCGGUGUGUCCAGUCGAUGUGGACACGCUGACCCAAGUGCUAUCAGUACCCUCUCCGUGGGAUCGAGAACUGACCACUUCGAAUAUCUCUCCUCUGACAGACUUUAAUGCUUUGGAUACUCAUAGUUCCAGUUCAGGUUCCCACUUCGAAUUUCCGGAUUACCCUACUUCCGAAGUGACUGACAUCCUGGGGGAAGACUGGCUUGACACGAGUUUUGCGUCUUUUAUUUAAGUGGUAAGCUUAGUGGUGCAAUCGAACAUUAGUUAAAUAAUCUACGCUUUGAAAACACGAGCAAUUUAUAUCCAAGGAACGAGAGCUUAUCUCACGACCGCGUGGCCUCAGGAAAGACCCACAAAUUAUUGAAAUAUAUUAAGACAAUAAUACGUAUCUUUUGUUAGUUACCAGUGAAAAAAAGAAAAUUAUCAUUAUCGGAUAAACUUUCACACGAUCUCGUUUAUUUAGCACAAUUGAAUGGUUUAUCAACGAAACAAUGCAUUUGAGUGAAAAAACUUUCACAAUAAAUACGUGAUAGAAAUGUAUUUUAUUUUUGGAAACAUCCUUUGUAUAUUUGCAUGUUAAGUUUUUGGUACUUGAAGCGAAGUUUUAAAAUGGUUGCUGUAAAUUAUUCUCUGUCUAUUAAUUUCAUUGUAGUGUCUGUGUUACAAGCACACAUUCAAGGUAGUCAGUAGUGUAUUAAAUACCUGUAAAUAUUGUUUCA